This is a messenger RNA of Diceros bicornis minor, 4559 nucleotides long. RefSeq names its product pregnancy zone protein-like. Gene Ontology annotation, molecular function: endopeptidase inhibitor activity. The record is from RefSeq and is a predicted model, not a curated record. Lineage: Eukaryota; Metazoa; Chordata; Mammalia; Perissodactyla; Rhinocerotidae. The coding region runs from base 1 to 4446 and encodes 1481 amino acids. Gene Ontology annotation, cellular component: extracellular region. The transcript has 36 exons.
AUGAGGGGAAAUCAACUGCCCAAUCCAGUCUUGAUUCUCCUUUUCCUGCUCCUUCCCAGAGAUGCUUCAGCUACUUCAAAACCGCAGUACCUGGUGCUGGUCCCAUCACAGCUCUACGCUGGGGUUCCUGAGAAGGCCUGUGUCAUGCUUAAUCACCUGAAUGAGACAGUGACACUGAGUAUAACUCUGGAGUAUGGCAUGCAGGGCAGGAACCUCCUCACAGACCUGGUGACAGAGAAUUCCUUCUACUGCAGCCCUUUCCUUAUUACAGAGUUGCCAUCUUCUUCAGCGUUCAUUACUGUGCAGGUGAAAGGGCCAACCCAGCAGUUCAUAAAGAGGAAGCCAAUGCAGAUAACAGAAGUAGAGAGCCUCGUCUUUGUCCAGACAGACAAGCCCAUCUAUAAACCAGGACAAACAGUGAGAUUCCGCAUUGUCUCUGUGGAUGUCAGUUUUCAUCCUUUGAAUGAAACGUUCCCAGUGGUUUACAUUGAGAAUCCCAAGAGGAGUCGAAUUUUCCAAUGGCAAAGUCUCAAAUUGCAAGGGGGAUUUAGCCAGCUCUCUUUACCACUCUCAGCGGAGCCCACUCUGGGUACCUACAAAGUCGUGCUGCAGAAGGAGUCAGGGAGAAGAAUAGAACACCCCUUUGACGUGAAUGAGUAUGUUUUGCCUAAAUUUGAAGUCCAAGUGAAAAUGCCCAAGGCAAUUGGUUUUCUAGAGGAAGAAUUUUCUGUAUCCGCCUGUGGCCUAUACACAUAUGGAAAGCCUGUCCCUGGUCUGGUGACAAUUAACAUAUGCAGAAAAUAUUCACGAUACCAUUCCAACUGCCAUGGAAUACAUUCACAAAGUAUCUGUGAAGAAUUCAGUCAACAGGCAGACAAUAAAGGCUGUUUCACACAACUCGUAAAGACUAAAAUAUUUCAGCUGAGACAAAAAGGGUAUGACAUGACAUUACAAGUGGAAGCCAAGGUCAGAGAGGAGGGAACAGGGUUGGAAUUAACUGGGCAUGGAUCAUGCGAAAUCACAAAUACCUUAAGCAAACUGAAAUUUACAAGAGUGGAUUCACAUUAUAGACGUGGGCUACCUUUCUUUGGGCAGGUUCUUCUAGUAGAUGAGAAGGAUCAGCCAAUCCCCAAUGAAACAAUAGUUGUUGCUGUGGGUACAAAUAUGUACCAUUCCAGCUUUACUACUAAUGAGCAUGGUUUGGUGGACAUUUCCAUUGAUACCACCAACUUCACAUCUUCUUUCAUUACAGUUAUGGUGACUUACAAACAGAAUAAGCACUGUUUUGAUAACUGGUGGCUUGAAGAAUUUCAUACACAAGCACAGCACACUGCAAAGCAUAUUUUCUCCCCGAGCAAGAGUUAUGUUCACCUUGAACCUGUAGCUGGUACUAUGACCUGUGGGCAAACCCAGGAGAUCCGGGCACACUACAUCCUGAAUGGACAGAUUCUGAAGGAGGAAAAAGAGUUAACCUUCUAUUAUUUGAUCAAAGCAAGAGGAAGCAUUGCCCAAUCAGGAAUCUAUGUGUUGUCCAUUGAACAAGACAUGAAAGGGGUAUUUUCCUUCUCUUUUCAAGUGGAAUCAUACAUUGCUCCUACGGCUCAGUUGCUUGUUUAUACUAUUUUACCUAAUGGAGAAAUUGUUGCAGAUGCUGAGAAACUCGAGAUUGAAAAUUGUUUUGCCAAUAAGGUAAAUUUGAGCUUCUCCUCAGCCCAGGGCCUGCCAGCCUCAGACACCAACCUGAGGGUCACAGCCACUCCUCACUCCCUCUGUGCCCUCCGUGCAGUAGACCAGAGUGUUCUGCUAAUGAACCCUGAAGCCGAGCUCUCACCUCAAUCAGUCUAUAAUUUGCUCCCAGGAAAGAGUCUCCUUAGCAUUAGAUAUGUCGGUCCCAUGAAUGAAGAUGGUGAAAAAUGCAUCCAUGCAGAAGACAUAACUCACAACGGAAUCAUUUACACACCAAAGAGGAUCCUGGAUGAUGAUGAUGAUGCUUACAGCAUCUUUGAGUCUAUAGGAUUAAAUAUUUUUACCAACUCAAAGAUCCACAAGCCACAUUUUUGUCAGCUGCCUCAGGCGUACCCAGGAGUGCCUAUGGCCUAUGUGGGAGGUAAGGUUCCACAAGGUUUAGCUCUAGCACAUGGUCCUAGAGCAGGUUAUCCAAUGACAAGGAGAGAAGAGUUUCCGGCCACGGAAGUGAAAGAGACCAUCCGGAAGUAUUUCCCUGAGACUUGGAUCUGGGACUUAGUGCCACUUGAUUCAUCAGGUGGAAGUGAGUUGGCAAAGCAGGUCCCUGACACCAUCACGGAGUGGAAGGCCAGCGCACUCUGCUUGUCCGAAUCUACAGGGCUUGGCCUCUCACCCAUCAUCUCUUUUCAAGCCUUCCAGCCCUUCUUCCUGGAACUCACUCUCCCCUACUCUGUGGUGCGAGGAGAGGCCUUUACACUCAAAGCCACUGUCUUCAACUACUUAUUCCACUGCAUUCGGGUCACCGUGCAGCUGGAGGUCUCUCCUGCCUUCUCGGCCAUCCCAGUAGAGAAGAAUGAAGACUCUCACUGUGUCUGUGGAAAUGGGCGGAAAACUGUGUCCUGGGCUGUGACCCCAAAGUCACUGGGAAAGGUGAAUUUCACAGCUACUGCGGAAGCCCUGCAGUCUCUGGAAUUGUGUGGCAGUGAGGUGCCUGAGGUCCCAGCACUUGGACAGAAGGACACUGUAGUCAAGCCCUUGCUAGUUGAGCCUGAAGGAAUAGAAAAGGAGGAAACUUUCAACACACUCCUCUGUGCAUCAGAAACUGGAGUACCUGAAAAGUUGUCACUAAAUGUUCCUUCAAAUGUGGUUGAAGGAUCUGCCAGGGCGACAUAUUCAGUUUUGGGUGAUAUAUUAGGCUCUGCAAUGCAAAAUCUUCAGAAUCUUCUCAAGAUGCCCUAUGGUUGUGGAGAGCAGAAUAUGGUCCUUUUUGUCCCUAACAUCUAUGUUCUGAGCUAUCUGAAUGAGACACAACAGCUUACAGAGAAGAUCAAGUCCAAAGCCAUCAGCCACCUCAUCAGCGGAUACCAAAGACAGUUGAAUUAUAAGCACAGUGAUGGUUCAUACAGCACCUUUGGGGAUCGUGAUGGUAGAAGUCAGGCAAAUACUUGGCUCACUGCAUUCGUGCUCAAGUCCUUUGCGCAAGCCCGGUCAUACGUCUUUGUGGAGGACUCACACAUUUUGAAUGCUCUUACCUGGCUCUCACGGAAGCAAAAGGAAAAUGGUUGUUUCCAACGCUCUGGAUCCCUGCUAAACAACGCUAUUAAGGGUGGGGUGGAUGAUGAGGUGACGCUCUCUGCCUACAUCACCAUUGCUCUGCUGGAGAUGCCACUGCCUGUCACUCACCCAGUUGUCCGCAAUGCUCUAUUCUGCCUGGAAAAUGCCUGGAGAGCCACAUCAGAGGCCCAAGGAAGUCUUGUCUAUACCAAGGCAUUAUUAGCCUAUGCCUUCGCCCUAGCAGGAUACCAGGCCAAGCGAAGUGAGCUGCUUGAAUCACUAGACAAAGACGCUGUAAAAGAAGAGGACUCAAUCCACUGGCAACGUCCUGGGAAACUUCAAGAAGCUAAGGAACUCUAUCAUCAACCCAGGGCUCCUUCUGCUGAAGUGGAGAUGACAUCUUACUUGCUCCUUGCCUAUCUUACUGCCCAGCCUGCCCCAUCCUCAGAAGACCUGUCUGUGGCUUCACGUAUUGUGAAAUGGAUCACCAAGCAACAAAACCCCAAUGGGGGCUUCUCCUCCACUCAGGACACAGUGGUAGCUCUCCAAGCCCUCUCCAAAUACGGAGCAGCAACUUUCACUAAAAAGGAGAAAGCAGCUACCGUCACUGUCAAGUCUUCAGAGACUUUCUCUGAAGAAUUCCAAGUAGACGAUGCCAAUCGCCUAUUGCUGCAGGAGGUCGGGUUGCCAGACAUUCCGGGGGAGUACAACACAACAGUGUCAGGGUCGAGAUGUGUGUACCUCCAGACAUCCCUGAGAUACAACAUCAUGCCCAAGAAAGAAGGAAAAGUUCCCUUCAGCCUGAAGGUUGAUACUCUCCCCAAGAACUGCGGUGGAGUAGAUGCUCACAGGAAAUUCCAGAUUCAUAUCAACAUUAGUUAUACUGGGGAGCGACCCAGCUCCAACAUGGUCAUUGUUGACGUGAAGAUGGUAUCAGGCUUCAUUCCUGUGAAAACAUCAGUGAAAAAGCUCCAAGAAAGGCCUCAGAUUCGAAGGACUGAAGUGAGCACCAACCAUGUCCUGAUUUACUUUGAAGAGCUAACCAAUCAAACCCUGAGUUUCUCCUUCUCAGUGGAACAAGAUAUCCAAGUAAAGAAUUUAAAACCAGCCACUGUAAAAGCCUAUGAUUACUAUGAGACAGAGGAAUUCACCAUUGAAGAAUACAGUGAUCCCUGCAGUGUUGAAUCUGAACAUGUAAAUGCUUGAAAUUGCAAACCUAUCGACCUCAUCAGAUGAACUUCUCUGGAAAUGAAGAACAAAGACUUACCAGGAGAGAAGAUAGUUGGAGAAAGAAGGGACAAGAAUUGAAAAUACAUACA